Molecule: messenger RNA, 702 nt
Organism: Sapajus apella (tufted capuchin)
Lineage: Eukaryota; Metazoa; Chordata; Mammalia; Primates; Cebidae
Gene: SSR4
Product: signal sequence receptor subunit 4
Exons: 6
Coding region: 120-641 (173 amino acids)
Cellular component (GO): endoplasmic reticulum; endomembrane system; membrane
Source: RefSeq, a predicted model, not a curated record
GCCGGCCCGGCCCUUCGGUGCAUGAUUGGCUGCCGCUGCCACUUACGCGUCGCGCUUCCUUGUCUGCUCCUCGGGUUCAUGGGAGCUCUUUCUCUUUUCCUGUAGGCAGAGAGGAGGCGAUGGCGGCGACGGCGUCUCUCGGCGCCCUGGCGCUGCUUCUGCUGUCCGGCCUCUCCCGCUGCUCAGCCGAGGCCUGCAUGGAACCCCAGAUCACCCCUUCCUACUACACCACUUCCGACGCCGUCAUUUCCACCGAGACUGUCUUCAUCGUGGAGAUCUCCCUGACGUGCAAGAACAGGGUCCAGAACAUGGCUCUCUAUGCUGACGUUGGUGGAAAACAAUUUCCUGUCACCCGGGGCCAGGACGUGGGACGUUAUCAGGUGUCCUGGAGCCUGGACCACAAGAGCGCCCAUGCGGGCACCUAUGAGGUCAGAUUCUUUGACGAGGAGUCCUACAGCCUCCUCAGGAAGGCUCAGAGGAAUAACGAGGACAUUUCCAUCAUCUCGCCUCUAUUCAUAGUCAGUGUGGACCAUCGGGGCACCUGGAACGGGCCCUGGGUGUCCACUGAAGUGCUGGCUGCAGCGAUCGGCCUGGUGAUCUACUACCUGGCCUUCAGCGCGAAGACCCACAUCCAGGCCUGAGGGCAGCACCCCAGCCCUGCCCUUGCGCCCUUCAAUAAACAUCACAGGGACCUGGGGCUGC